Molecule: messenger RNA, 2305 nt
Organism: Nicrophorus vespilloides
Lineage: Eukaryota; Metazoa; Arthropoda; Insecta; Coleoptera; Silphidae
Gene: FMRFaR
Product: FMRFamide receptor
Exons: 3
Coding region: 174-1544 (456 amino acids)
Biological process (GO): G protein-coupled receptor signaling pathway
Cellular component (GO): membrane
Molecular function (GO): G protein-coupled receptor activity
Source: RefSeq, a predicted model, not a curated record
CCUGGAGUUCUGUAAAGUACAAAUAUGUGUUAUUCAUUUUGUAAGUUUUGAUAGUGAAGAUAUUUGGGAUCUUCGUAGAAAAUGCUGAGGAUUUCGGAGCGGACGUUGGAAAUGUGGAUGUGGCAGCACUCGCGGAAAAAACUUUGCUAAACCGUGGAUGAGAAUCUACAAAGAUGAAUAAGUCUGAGGUGAUGGUCAUCGGUUCCUCGGAAGCGAUGUGGUCGAUGAAUCAGACCUUCUCCUGCCAAGACCGAGAGUCCCCAGAAACAGAACUCUACCGGUUCAUCACAAACGGAAUCCUGCUGAACGUCAUAGGAGUUCUUGGGAUCGUAGGAAACAUAAUCUCAAUGAUAAUCCUAUCAAGACCUCAAAUGCGAUCUAGCAUCAACUACAUCCUGACCGGCCUUGCCAGGGUGGACACCGUACUGAUCAUUACCAGCAUUCUACUCUUUGGAAUUCCAGGAAUAUAUCCUUAUACUGGUUAUAUGAGAACGUACUACUUCAACGUGUAUCCGCAUAUUGUGCCGAUUGUAUAUCCAUUGGCUAUGAUCAUGCAGACUGCUUCUGUUUAUCUAACGGUUAUGGUUUCUUUGGAUAGAUUCGUGGCUGUUUGCCAUCCUUUAAAGUCUAGAUCCAUAUGCACGUACGGCAGGGCCAGGGUCUACGUAAUUGGGAUCUUCAUAUGUUCUGUGCUCUACAGUGUGCCUAGAUUCUUUGAGGCUAGUGUCCAGGAAGAAUGGGACCCAGUUGCAAAUAUGAGCAUAUACUGUGCUUACCCUUCAGAAUUUCGACAAAGUCCUAAGUACGUCACUAUUUACGUUUACUGGUGCUACCUAAUCUUCCUCUACUUAAUACCCUUCGUCAGUUUAGCUGUUCUGAAUGUAGCAAUCUACAGACAAAUACGAAAGGCGGAUAGGGAGAGGCAGCGUUUGUCGCGUCUUCAGCGGCGUGAAAUUGGGUUAGCGGUGAUGCUGAUGUGCGUGGUAAUGGUGUUCUUCCUAUGCAACAUAUUGCCCCUCGUGAUAAACAUUAUAGAGUCGUUCAGUUUAGAGUUCGUGGGUGCCGAUAUGCUGGACCGCAUGAUCAAGACUAGCAACCUUCUCGUCACGAUCAACUCUAGCGUCAACUUCAUAAUCUACGUGAUCUUCGGCGAGAAGUUCAAGCGUCUCUUUCUGAUGCUCUUCUGCAGUCACGGUUUCUUCGGGGUCGGAGGUCGUGACUCGCCGGACGGCGCCACUCACGAUGAAAGCUUCAUGUCGAACGGCGACAGGACGAGCAUUCGUCUGCACAGGCAGAACACCGCCGCCAGUCGGAACGGCUUUAAUAUCAGAACGAAUGGGACAAGCGUGAGGGACAAGAGGAGCAACAGGAUACGGGCGCCGAGUCCUGGACCAUGCGUCUACUAUCCUGCGACGAGGGGCAAGGACGGGGUUACCACUACCACAGUUGCCGCAACUACCACUUUCAACACGCAAACCUCUGUUCCAAACGCCGACUGGACGGAGCAGAACGGAUCUUCCUCGACCAAUUCUACCGGAUUCUGAACUAUUACCAAUACUUUCUCGAUACUAUUCCACGGACCAAAAGGUUUUUUUCUAAACUAACCCACACUUUUAUUUCUAGUCGAACCAUGCAUCCAAUAAUUCUUGAUAGGCCAGAUGUAUUGCAUUUGAUCGCGAUUUUAGUGCUUCAAUUAUUUAUAUCAAGAGAUUACCUAGACUUAGCGCAUAAUAUGUUGCAUCAAAUGCAAUUACUUAGAAGAUAAAAUCAAACAUCAUAAAUAUCUCUAAUCCCAUCAUGAAUCAUUUGUUAUACUGCAUCCACACUAAGCCUGAUAUGAGACAUAAAUGACAGCGAAGAUAUCCGAAAAUUAAUUCCUACAGUAUCUACAUAGUGACAUAAACUUAUUAUAUUUGGUAUACAUAACAGCUUAAUACGCUAUCGGCUCUGUCGAGAUAGUUGCACUUCUAUCUAAAAGAGUAUAUUGGAAACAUGAUACAAAUAUACAACAAAUAAUACUGUACAUAAGCUACAUAUUUUCCUUGUAAAUAGUAACAAUCCUAGUAAAAAUAAUAAGUGCAAUAGUCUUUCUAUUUUUAUCAUAUUUUUUCUAUUACGUAUAUGGUGAACUGCUCUCAUAUUUACGAAAGAUGCGCGAACAUUACUUAAAUAUUUACAAUUGUACUUUCUCUAACUCCCAUUCAUAACUAUGCAAGUUGGUGGUUAAAAGAUACUAAAAAAAAUGUACAUUUGUAUCAUGGAUUGGAACAGUAUGGAUAAAACAUAUUUCAACACGAUCAUUUCG